This is a messenger RNA of Lolium rigidum, 3361 nucleotides long. Its product is annotated as probable LRR receptor-like serine/threonine-protein kinase At1g74360. Lineage: Eukaryota; Viridiplantae; Streptophyta; Magnoliopsida; Poales; Poaceae. The coding region runs from base 406 to 3162 and encodes 918 amino acids. The transcript has 4 exons. Gene Ontology annotation, molecular function: receptor serine/threonine kinase binding. The record is from RefSeq and is a predicted model, not a curated record.
GUCAGCGCUAGCAACUGUUGAUUAACAAAGUUGGAAUCCUCAAAUCAAACAGCACUUGCUCAGACUACUAUUCCUGUGACUGGGAGCAGCAAGAAUUCAAAGGCACGGACGGGGCGACAACGACGGCCAUGCGUACUAGUCUGUUCUUCUCUCCAGUCUCCACUCACAUGUGGAUUACGCCCUAAAUAGCCUAGGAUUUUUUGUGUGUAUGUAAAGCCCACCCUUUUGUCUUUCCUCCCAUCUUCUUCGACCGAAUUGAGGAGCGAGACAAGCAGAGGAUAGAGCUUAGCUAAGACAUAGUAACAGAGAAGCAGAGAAUUGAGGAGCUUGAGCUCGCACGCACAUGAGGUGGAGGCUUCCCGCACCUUUCGUCUAGGAUUCUUCCAUGUUUCAGGAACGCAAGCCAUGUCGCCCCUGCUCAUCCAAUUCCUCUGUCUACUCCUCGUCGCAGGUGAGGUGGUGCUGAUCGGCGCGCAGACCGGCGGCGACAAGGAGGUGCUGGUGGAGCUCAAGCGGUUCCUGGUCACGAACAACAGGGUCAACCGCGGCGACUACGACGCGUGGCCGGAGUCGGACCCGUCGCCGUGCCUGUGGCGCGGCGUCCUCUGCGACGCGGACGGCCGCGUCGCCUCCCUGAACCUGUCGCGCUCGAGCAUCUCCGGCGCGGCGUUCGGCAACUUCUCGCGGCUCACGGCGCUCACGUCGCUCGACCUCUCCGACAACUCCAUCACCGGCGUGCUCCCGGCCGCCGACCUCAACCAAUGCCGCGGCCUCCUGCACCUCAACCUCUCCCACAACCUCAUCGCCGGGCCGCUGGACCUCUCCGGCCUGACCAGCCUGCGGGUGCUCGACGUGUCGGGGAACCGGCUCGAGGGCGCCGUCGCCGGCAACUUCCCGGCGAUGUGCGCCAACCUCACCUCGCUCGACCUGUCCACCAACAGGUUCAUCGGCAAUAUAACCGGCCUGUUCGACAGCUGCCCCAGUCUUCAGUACGUCGACCUCAGCUCCAACAAUUUCACCGGCGAGCUAUGGCCGGGCGUCACAAGAUUCAGGCAAUUCAGCGCCGCCGAGAACAACCUCGCCGGGAUCAUUCCGUCGAGCACGUUUCCGGACAGCUGCAGACUCCAGUCCUUGGACCUUUCCGCUAACAAGCUGGCCGGAAACUUCCCGGAUUCCGUCGCCAAUUGCAACAAUUUGACUUACAUGUCGCUGUGGGGGAAUAAAUUCACCGGGAUGAUACCCGCCGGAAUCGGAAGGCUCGCCGUCCUCGAGACGCUGAUUCUUGGGAAGAACGGGUUCCACCGGCAGAUACCGCCGGAGCUGACCAACUGCACGAAGCUUCAGUUCUUGGACAUCAGCAGCAACAUGUUUGGAGGGGAUGUGCAGGAGACCUUUGGCAACUUUGUGAGCUUGAAGUAUCUUGUGCUGCACCACAACAGGUACACCGGCGGCAUCGUGUCCUCCGGCGUGCUGCAGCUGCCGGAGCUCGCCAGGCUCGACCUCAGCUUCAAUGAGUUCACAGGCAAUCUCCCUCUAGAGGUGGCCGACAUGAAGAGCCUCAAGUACCUGAUGCUGGGCGAGAACAACUUUUCCGGCGAGAUACCGCCCGAGUACGGCCGGCUCCCGGAGCUCCAGGCGCUGGACCUGUCUAACAACACGCUCAGGGGCGUAAUCCCGUCGAGCAUAGGGAACCUCACGUCGCUCCUCUGGCUGAUGCUCGCCGGCAAUCAGCUCUCCGGUGAGAUACCACCUGCAAUCGGCAACUGCAGCAGCUUGCUCUGGCUGAACCUGGCCGAUAAUCGGUUAACUGGCAAUAUCCCACCGGAGAUGGCAGAGAUUGGGAAGAACCCUGGACCAACGUUCGCCAAGAACCGGAACGAUCCGAGCGUGCUCGCUGGCUCCGGCGAAUGCCAGGCCAUGAAGCGGUGGAUUCCGGCGAGCUAUCCACCGUUCAGCUUCGUUUACUCCGUCAUGACUCGGGAGAACUGCCGCAGCAUAUGGGACCGCAUCCUCAAGGGCAACGGAAUCGUCCCAAUUUGCACCAACUCCUCGUCGCCGGUGAGGUCCAACACGGUCUCCGGGUACGUGCAGCUAUCAAGGAACUUGCUUUCCGGAGAGAUACCAUCGAGCAUCGGUGCAAUGCGGAACAUCAGCUUGCUCCACCUCGACGGCAACCAUCUAACAGGGCGGCUGCCGCCGGAGCUCAGCCGGCUCCCGCUGGUUAUGCUGAACGUCUCGAGGAACAACAUCUCAGGGCCGAUCCCGCCUGAGAUCGGCGAGAUUCUGUGCCUGGAGAGGAUGGACCUGUCAUUCAACAACCUCUCCGGCGAGCUCCCGCCGAGCCUGUUCAAGCUCACCGACCUGGUUAUCUUCAAUGUGUCAUACAACCCGCUUCUCUCCGGCAAUGUCUCCACCACCGGCCAAUUCGGCACCUUCGACGAGGAGUCCUUCCGCGGCAACCCGCUCAUAUCAUUUAAUCAGGGUGGAGCUGCCGGUAAGCAGCUACCGCGACCAGAAGCUGCCGAUGUCCCUCCGGUUAGGAGACGCAGCAUGCUGCGGAGAACCAUUGUGAUGUGGUUCUUUUUCUCCCUCGUCCUCUCCUUCAUCGCCGGCACCGUCGUAUUCAUCAUCUCCAGCCUGCGCACCAGGUUCCCGGUGGAGCAAGAGCCGGACCAGGAAUCGUUCUCCCGCGAGCACCCCAAGGGCGGCAAGCACUCGUUCCAAAUGUGGACGUCGUCGCCUCCGUCCGGCUCGUCGUCGACGGCGACCGGGUGCUCCUCUUCGACGGAGGGAGUGAAGGUGUUCCGGCUGGACAAGACGGCGUUCACCUACCGCGACAUCGUGGCCGCCACGGGCCACUACGGCGUGCUCCUGAUGGAGCUCGCAACCGGCCGGCGCGCCGUCGACGUCGGCGAGGAGGAGUGCCUCGUCGACUGGGCUCGGCGCACGGCGAAGGAAGGCUGGAAUACAAGGCAUCAAGGAGGGGACGAUCGAUCGACGAUCGGCGCGGUGUUCUGGGAACUGCUCGCGCUCGGCAUGCGGUGCACGGCCGACGCGCCGCACGAGCGGCCCGACAUGCCGGAAGUGCUCGCUGCGCUGCUCGACAUCGCCGCCGCCAACGGCACAACGACGGCGAGUAGUUUAACAUGUUCCAGGACAUAGUUGUUCGAGGUUACGAUACAAAUUGAUUCUUUGUGUACAAAAUUUGGUUGUUUAGUUCAGAUUGGCGUUCAUUCCUGGUGUGAAUUGUAAAUGUACAUAGCUCCUUCUUAGAAGGCACAUGUAUAGCUAGAAGGGAGAUCUUUAUCAAAAAAGCUAGAAGAGAGAUUUUUUGCCGAUAAAAAGGAAGAUUUAAGCAGUA